CGUCUGUUAGAAAAAGUGGGCGGAAGUGUCGGCCGUUCUUUAUUUCAAAAACGGAGUGAUGUCAAACAACAGCGGCAGUCUCAUUGACAAAGUCAGCUGUCUUGCAACCAGCUUAUUCAACGCUUAUGAGCCAUUUGGAGAGGAUAACUCGAUGCAAGCGACGUAACCAUCCUGCAGAGGUCGUUUGGAGGCUUGAAAUGACAACAUCUGCCAAUGCCAUGAACGCAUUCCAAUUCUCCAGCCCAAUGCACCUGCAUAUAGUUCAUAUCGGAGGACUCAUUAAAGGGAAGUUUGGCUGUCAGAUGCGAGCAUUUUUCAUGUGACUGCUACAGAUCUGUUUGAAUGCGAGAUCAUAUCUGGACCGAGACCACGGCAGAUCUUCAUGUCAUUCAUGGACACGGAAAGGAUUCUCUCGCAUUGAUCAUAUAAACUAUGAUGUUUGUUUAUAUGCAUAUAUUGCUUGAAUGUCCGUAUAUUUGAUAAGAGAUGGCAUGGCAUCCCUGUUCUCUCCGUUGGUUCCGAUGGCUUGGGUAGGACGAUAUUAAUGUGGGUGGACCUUGGCGCGUCUCCAACGGAUAUUUUUUUUUAGGGGGGCUGGAGGAUUGGACUAUUUACUACAGCUUUGUAGUACUUUUGCCAUAUAAACCAGCGUACAUUUUUUUAAAAGCAAGCAUCAGAGAUAUUUUACCUCCUUUGUCAGUAUAUAAUGGCCGAGGACACAACUAUAGAUGGACUGAGCACUGCUGCUGCGCAGGGAAAUCUGAUGGAAAUUGAACAGAUACUGCAAAGCAACGUGAACGUUAAUGAGAAGAACAAGUUCGGCAGGACACCAUUGCAGGUGAUGAAACUUGGCUGCCCGCGUAUAGCAGAGACGCUGCUUCUAGCAGGCGCAGACCCAAACGCGCGCGACCCCAUCCUAGGACUGACCGUCAGUCACGACGCCGCGCGAGACGGGUAUCUGGACACUCUACGGGUGCUCGUGGAGAAUGGCGCUGAUGUCAAUCUUCUUGACAACAAGGGCAACCUGCCUCUGCAUCUGGCGGCGCAAGGAGGAUGCCUGGAUGUCGUGCAGUAUCUCGUAUCUUACUGCAACACGCAGCCGUUUCUGCGGAACGCAAAAGGCCAAACGCCUCUUGACCUGGCGUCAUUGCACAAAAAAUAUCAAACUGUGGAGUGGUUAGAGAACAUUGCGCCUUCACAAUCCAGCUAGAGGGGGCCUGUGUGUUUUGUUGUGUAACAGAGGUAGCAGAUAAAUGCUGAAUGAGAGAUUUGUUGCAUUGCGGAAAAUUCAGCCAACUACCUCUUUUUGCGAUGUAAAAUAUUGGGCUCAGGGGCUUGACGUUUUGUGAAGAACAAUUAACUUUUGACAUUGCUUGUAAUUCAUAUGGCCCACGAUUUCAACUGGAUAAAUGGGUUUUGUUUUCAAUGAGCUAUUUUUCAGGUCAUAGUCUCCAUUUUAGAUUUGUAGGUUUCUGUCACUAUAACUUUCAAUCUCAUACCUGUCCUAUUUGUCCUGUGUUAUAACAAGAAAAAAAAAUAAUCUAGAUGAAUUUAUGUGCUCAAAGAAAUCAAUCUUGUAUUGAAGUAAUUGCACUAUAAUGGUCAAAAUUCACGUAACAACCCCUGACUGCUCUGAUUUUUGUUGUGUUUAGUUUUAUGACAUUAAAUUUGCACUUUUGCUUGUAAUUAAUGCUUUUUUAACUGUGAAAAAUUGUCUUUUGCCGCAUUUAAAAUAUUAAAACCUUGCAAACCAAA
Pimephales promelas (fathead minnow) is the source of this 1755-nucleotide messenger RNA. It is a transcript of the gene cdkn2c, whose product is annotated as cyclin dependent kinase inhibitor 2C. Lineage: Eukaryota; Metazoa; Chordata; Actinopteri; Cypriniformes; Leuciscidae. The record is from RefSeq and is a predicted model, not a curated record. Gene Ontology annotation, biological process: negative regulation of cell population proliferation; regulation of G1/S transition of mitotic cell cycle; regulation of cyclin-dependent protein serine/threonine kinase activity. Gene Ontology annotation, molecular function: cyclin-dependent protein serine/threonine kinase inhibitor activity; protein kinase binding. Gene Ontology annotation, cellular component: cytoplasm; nucleus.